This is a messenger RNA of Ambispora leptoticha, 798 nucleotides long. NCBI's taxonomy places the organism in Eukaryota, Fungi, Glomeromycota, Glomeromycetes, Archaeosporales, Ambisporaceae. The record is from the annotation of a GenBank genome assembly.
AUGGCUGAUUUUAGCACAGCAGGAACCACCUUUCAGCAUCCGCAGGAAGCUACUACCGCUUCUCCUGAAACUGUUGUCAAAGAGCCGGGGACAAAUGAAACUGUAAAAGAAGAAACGGCAACCACAACACACGAGUCAGAACCGACGACGACGGUAGCCUCUCAAGAGACUGUCAAAGAGACAGCUCCAGUAGAAGAGACGAAGGAAAAUGCAGUCGAAAAAGAGAAAAAAGAAGAGGAGAAAAAAGACGAAAAACAAGGAGAAGAGAAAGAAGAAAAGAAGGAAACUGAGGAUGCAAAUGAGUCAAAGAAACAAGAAGAAACUGUUUCAACAAGUGAAGACAAACAAACUUUGUCAACAAGUGAAAACAAUCAAACUUCGACCGCACCACCGGCAGUUGCUGAAACAUCUACACCGACGACUGAAGGUGUUGUUAAAGAGGAAAAGAAGGAACCUGUUGCUCAAGCCGAGCCUGCAUCUCCACCGCCUGCUGAGCAGGAACCAGUUGUCACUGCUACCACCGCAGCUGCUCCAACAACUGUCAACGUAGACAAGGAAGAAAAAGCUCUUCCAGAUACACCGAAAACCACAACUGAAGAUGCUGCUCCUGUUACCAACACUGCUGAGGCAACAAACACCACCGUAGCAGAACCAACAACUACAGAAACCAGUAAUGCCGGUGUCUCACGUGAAAUUGAUACUGAGGCUAAAGAAGCUUCGGAAGAAGGCAAGAAAUCUCCAAAGAAAGAAAAAAGGAAAAGUAUUUGGAAGACGAUAAAGAGCGUAUUCAACAAAUAA